Messenger RNA from Danio aesculapii, 3820 nucleotides. It is a transcript of the gene mef2aa, whose product is annotated as myocyte enhancer factor 2aa. The transcript is spliced from 13 exons. The record is from RefSeq and is a predicted model, not a curated record. Bases 741 to 2282 code for a protein of 513 amino acids. Lineage: Eukaryota; Metazoa; Chordata; Actinopteri; Cypriniformes; Danionidae. Gene Ontology annotation, molecular function: protein dimerization activity; RNA polymerase II cis-regulatory region sequence-specific DNA binding; DNA-binding transcription factor activity, RNA polymerase II-specific. Gene Ontology annotation, biological process: positive regulation of transcription by RNA polymerase II; cell differentiation; heart development.
UUCUGUCGCCCAGCUCCCUUCCGGCAGAAAGACCCAGGGACGAGAGUGUGAAGUCAGGCCUCACAGGGGCAAGAAGAAAGCCGUCCAAAGCCAGCUGGUCUGGCUUUGAGGAAAGCAAAGAGAGACAGAAAGCACAAGAGAGAUAUAGAGAGAACGUGGAGGAGGAAGACGAGAAGAGAGAAUUAAUGUAAUAGAAGGGACUUAAGAAAGUAAAAGUGGCACACCUGGGGAAGGCCUGAGCAGCAGGUUCUGUGAAAGGGAUCGAUCAUUUCUACAGACAGAGGAAAUCACAGACACCUGUGAAAUAUUUGCCAUGCUAAAUAUAUCAGGACCUGUUGGUGACUCCAAAUCAAGCUGUGUGAAUGAGUUCUGACCGAAAAACACAUGAGCGAUGACCAUCAGCCAAUAAGGGAGCAGGAUAUAGGACAGCGGAGAGUUCAGGGCAUUUUACCCGAGGAGGAGAAAGCACCAGGAAGCUCCAAGUCGAGAGUAGGCAUUGAAAGCCAAGGAAGAAAGAACGUAAAUAAGCGGGAUAUUUUGGGUCCAGGACUGAGGAUUGCGCCGCUUCGUUUGUUAGGGUCUUGGACACCUUGAGAAAGAGGCACAGACUGAAAAAGAGUGAGAGAGAAAGACUCGAGAAGAAAGAGUGGAGUACAAUGUGCUAGGAGAGUAAAGGCAGACAAACUCUCGUGUUUUUCUGAUAUUCUCGGGGUGUCAGAGAGACCAAGCAGGACGCCAAGAUGGGACGGAAGAAGAUACAGAUCACGCGGAUCAUGGAUGAGAGGAACCGGCAGGUUACCUUCACAAAGCGGAAGUUUGGUUUGAUGAAGAAAGCUUAUGAGCUGAGCGUAUUGUGUGACUGUGAGAUUGCCCUGAUUAUAUUCAACAGCUCGAACAAACUCUUUCAGUAUGCCAGCACUGACAUGGACAAAGUCCUACUUAAGUACACAGAAUACAAUGAACCCCACGAGAGCAGAACCAACUCUGACAUUGUGGAGAAAUUAAGAAACAAAGGCCAUAAUGACUGUGCCAGUCCCGAUCCAGAUGACUGUUUCGGUCACAGUCCCCUCAUGGACGACCGUUUCGGCAAACUAAACGAAGAGAGUGAUUUAAUGUACAAGCGCUGUGGUGCGCUUAACAAGAAAGAACACAGAGGCUGUGAUAGCCCGGAUCCUGACGCCUCAUAUGUCCUCACCCCUCACACAGAAGAAAAAUAUAAAAAAAUUAAUGAAGAGUUUGAUAAUAUGAUGCGAAAUCAUAAAAUCCCGACGGCCUUGCCCCCGCAAAACUUCUCCAUGCAUGUGGCUGUGCCAGUGACGAACCCCAACGCCAUGUCCUACAACCCCGGGGCAUCUCUGAGCAGCCAGAGCCUGUCGGCCGCCGCCGCUGCCUCUCUGAGUGACGGUGCCAUGCUGUCUCCACCUCAGGGUUCAAUGCACAGAAGCGUAGUGCCCCCACAGAGACCCCCCAGCACAGGCAGCACAGCAGGAAACGGCUUCGUUAACCCGAGGGGCUCGCCGGGGCUUCUGGGUACACCCAGCGGGAACGGACUUGGUAAAGUCAUGCCUGCGAAGUCACCGCCACCACCGGGGGGCAACAUGGGCAUCGGCAGCCGCAAGCCAGACUUGAGAGUCGUCAUCCCCCCAUCCAGCAAGGGCAUGAUGCCACCCCUGCAGUCAGAGGAGGAAGAGAUGGAGUUGAACACCCAGAGGAUAAGCAGUUCCCAGUCAACUCAGCCUCUCGCCACACCGGUGGUCUCCGUCACCACCCCGAGUUUGGCACCACAAGGCCUGGUCUACUCAGGCAUGCCCACUGCCUACAACUCUGAAUACUCCCUGAGCAGUGCUGAGCUCUCCUCUCUGCAAGGCUUUGGCUCUCCAGGGCUCUCUAUAGGCUCAGUGUCGGCAUGGCAACAGCAUCAACUGGGCCAGCUCAGCUCGCUGGUAGGUGGCGGUCACUUACCUCAGGGCUCAAACCUCUCCAUCAACACCAGCCAGAAUGUCAACAUUAAAUCAGAGCCCAUCUCUCCUCCACGCGAGCGUGUCACCCCAUCCGGUUUCCCGCCCCAGCAGCAGCAGCCUCCCUCUGGCCGCCCUGACAUGGGCCGCUCGCCCGUCGACAGCCUCAGCUCCUCCUGCUCCUCUUACGAUGGCAGCGACCGCGAGGAUCACCGGCACGAUUUCCACUCCCCACUCGGCCUGGGUCGACCUCCAGCCGGCGGGGCAGACGAGAGGGAGAGCCCAUCGGUCAAGCGCAUGCGCAUGGACACCUGGGUGACAUAAAGCUGUCUGAAAGACGACAGCCAGUCAGUCACACACAGGGCUGGGCAGGGGGAAAGGGAGAGAGAGAGGUUUGACAGCAGGGAGGGUCAUUAUUGUUGUUAUUAUUAUAUUCUAUUGUUAUAAUUUAACGUCAUUUCACUUUUUUUUGUAAGUAGGUGGACGGGGAAAGAAAUCGAAAAUGUCCUGACAUAUCGAAAUUAAGCAGAUGAGUGGAGAGAGAGAGAGAAAUCUCGAGUCAAGCAGUCAGAAUAAAUGGUGUACUCAAAAAAAAAAAAUCGUAAAAAAAAAAAUAGCGGUGUUAUCAGGUACUGCAUUGUGCAAAAGUCCAAUGUAUGAAGAAAACCUUUUUCGAUUAUUGUCGUCACUGGUGCAGUUUGACACUUGUAGCUGUUUUUCGCUGUUGAAUUUGCAAACAAUCAAAGAAAGUUUAGGGGCGGCUUUCUGUCCGAAGGCUUUCACCUGCUGGGCUCACGUAUUAAACAAUCCGUAUCUGCACUCGCCCUUAUAUGAAGUAUGUCACUUAUUAAUUUAUUUAAAGGUAUUUGACGAUAGGUUUGGAUCAGUUAUACGAGGGUAGGCUUGUAUCUAAAAUGAGGUUUCAGUUAAGACAUUAAGUGAAAGAAAUGAAAAUGUCUCUAAAAUUAUCAAGUCGUCGAUUAAAUUUUCAAUAUUUUCUAUGGGUGUUUUUAACAAGCGAGAAGAAAAGUGCUAGUCUGGGGUGCGUUUCCCAAACAUCGACAUAACUCACGGCUGAACUAUCAUAUUACGAUGCAUCAUUUGGGAAAAGAAUGAUGUAGUGACGAGUGUUUGCCAAAACCUUAGUUGCUUGGUCGCAGAUUCGUCAUUUGAACCAUGUUAGUUAUAAUGUAAAAUGUUCAUAAUGACGCUCUAAAUGGGGUGGAGUAACAACUUCUUCAGAGAAAAGCCAAUCAUUUUUUGUGCAAGUUAUAUUGUUUUACACAAACACGCAUUUUUAAAAAAAUCCAAUAUUAGUUUUAGUAAAAUAUGUAAACGACACAUAUUUGGACCUCCUAUAGGAUGUUUCCUUUACAAAUAUUAUUGAGAAUAUUCCAUAUACAGUAAAAUCAUUUAGCUAUCACAUAUUAGGGAUGUAUGAUACCACUGGUUUUCUUAUCUGAUCCAAUACCAAGUAGAAUGAAGGCGAGUAUUGGCGAUACCGAUCCGAUACCGAUACAUUGUCCAAAAAUUACUAUUUGGGAAAUUAAAGUAACAAGUAGUGUACUUAAAAGUGUCACUUCAUACUGAAUACGAAACAUAUUAUGGGUUAUUCUUGUUUAUUGAUGAAGAAUUAUCACACAAAAAAAGAGCCAACGUACAUAUUCAUUGUCACAAAAACCCAAGCCAUAUUACGCACAUGACUUGGCAAGUAGUUCCGACUAAGUUGGCAUUAUUCAGAUAAACUAGGAUAAUUGUGGUUACUUUCCGCUAUAUUUCUAUUUCCAAUAAACUACAUAUUUGCUCCAAAUGACUGAAACAUAUAUAUUUUGUUAAGAUACUCGAUUCUAGAUCAUACAAAG